CGGUGGUGAUCGUGGAAGGAGCUAGCCGCUCCGAUUCCUCAAUCGAGCAAACAUGAAACGUUGGACUCUGAUGACGGUUAUAGCCCUGGCUACAUCCGGGCUGGUAAACGGCGGUUUACACGAGAAACGGCUGCUAAACGACCUGCUGGACUCGUACAACGUGCUGGAGCGACCUGUGGGCAAUGAGUCCGAGCCCCUCGUGUUGAGUUUCGGCCUUACACUAAUGCAAAUAAUCGACGUUGACGAGAAGAAUCAACUUCUCAUCACGAACCUUUGGCUGAAAUUGGAGUGGAACGAUGUGAACAUGAGAUGGAACACGUCAGAGUAUGGAGGUGUAAGAGACCUUAGGAUCCCGCCACACAGACUUUGGAAACCAGACGUUCUCAUGUAUAACAGCGCGGAUGAAGGGUUCGACGGUACUUAUCCAACGAACGUCGUCGUGAAGAACAAUGGGACCUGCUUAUACGUACCGCCCGGCAUAUUCAAGAGCACUUGCAAGAUAGACAUUACCUGGUUCCCCUUUGACGAUCAACGCUGCGAAAUGAAAUUCGGUUCCUGGACGUACGACGGUUUUCAAUUGGACCUGCAACUGCAAGACGAGAACGGAGGCGACAUCAGCAGUUUCAUCACGAACGGCGAGUGGGAUCUGUUAGGGGUUCCUGGUAAAAGGAACGAAAUUUACUAUAAUUGUUGCCCAGAGCCGUAUAUAGACAUUACGUUCGUUGUUAUAAUCAGGAGGCGAACACUUUACUAUUUCUUCAACCUGAUCGUGCCGUGCGUUUUAAUCGCCAGCAUGGCCGUUCUAGGAUUUACCUUGCCACCGGAUUCUGGCGAGAAACUUUCAUUAGGGGUAACCAUUCUCUUGUCCCUCACUGUGUUCCUGAAUAUGGUGGCCGAGACAAUGCCAGCGACAUCGGACGCCGUGCCUCUGUUGGGUACAUACUUCAAUUGCAUCAUGUUUAUGGUGGCGAGCAGUGUGGUCAGCACCAUCCUUAUUUUGAAUUAUCAUCACCGAAACGCUGACACUCAUAAAAUGUCUGAAUGGGUGAAAGUGGUGUUUCUUUAUUGGCUGCCUUGUCUACUUCGCAUGUCAAGACCGGCUGAUAAAGAAGAAAAGGAAGCGCAGAAGUCUCAGAAACCGUCUCCAGUCACCGGUACUAGCAAAACAUACGGCGACCUGGAGCUCCAUCAAAGAAGCAGCAAGUCCCUGUUGGCGAACGUCCUGGACCUAGAGGACAAUGCCUUGGCGUCCCACAACAACCUCCUGAACAAUGUGUAUAGUACCCCUGGUCCCCACCAUCCCCACACGAUGGGCCACGGGCACAGUCAUAUACACGCGACGCCACAUCAUCAUCACAGCCACGCUGCGACGCCGCAUCAUCAACACUCAACGCCAUUGGCACACUCCUCUUAUCCGGCGCACCAGAUCGGUCACACGCCGCAUCAUCAUCAACAUCCACCAGAGACGUCUGGCCCCCAAGUCGAAACGAUACUUCAGAACGCGUGUUUUUGUGCCAGAUACGAGCUCAUACUGAUCCUCAAAGAGAUCAAGAUAAUAACGGAUCAGCUGAAGUCGGAGGAUUUGAACACGAAAGUGUCGAACGACUGGAAGUUCGCGGCGAUGGUGAUCGACAGAAUGUGCCUAAUCAUUUUUACUCUGUUCACCAUCAUCGCUACCAUCACCGUCCUGCUGUCGGCGCCGCACAUCAUCGUCACGUGAUUCAUAAAAGACGGGCAGCCGCCGGAAGGUCGGAGGUCGACGAUGAUCGUGCUGGGACGCGCGGCGAUGUAUCGGUGUGACACGGCGAACGCAACGGUGGCCGGGACCGCGUCCGCCGGCGCGGGAGCAGCCACCGAUGGUGUCCACGGACGACGUUUACAACGACGUUUCUACGCUUGGAUGUUGUUCGACGGCCGGGGCACGGGCUGUCCCGGCUCAAGCACGUGCGUCGUCUCGUUUCGGGGGAUCCGCGCCGCGAUAGGAAGAAAUACAAUUGCGAAGACGCCUGGCUCUUCGCCACUUUACGAUAUUUAAGAGAUAUUAUCCGAUCAUGUAGUUCAUUCGGAGGGGACGCCUUAGCGAGACACGUUGAAAAUGCGCCUACACGGGGGCGUGGACGGGUCACCCGGCACACGUGCGCACGCACAUACACUACGUACUUACGCACGCAGACACGAACAUCGACAUAUUUAUGUGAUCCUGUGCACGCGGCCACCCGGAGGUAUGCGCGAUCCUGUCUGUCCUGGAACGCGGGGGAUCGAGAUGUCCGAGCUUCCAUGCGUUCGACGUUAUGCUUUUUUGCUUUCCUGAGAUUCGAUCGGAAUCGUCGAAACUGUGGGAUUAUUCUUCUUUCGGCGAUGAGACGUGUUACGUUCGGAGAGACUUUGAAGAUUUGCGUUGGAUACUGUUUUAUGUUUGGAAUAUUGUUUGAUUGGAGUUCAUUUGAGGUGUAUUUCAUUUUCACUUAUGAAAAUAGCGUGAAAUUGAAUGUUUCAUUUAACAGUUUGUUUUGUUGCUUUUUAAUGGGUACGUUUGAAUUUUAUCUUGUAGUCUGCGUUUUGUUAAUCUUAUGUUAAUAUUUCUCUCGUUUAUCUCGAAAUUCAGACAAUGAAUGUUCGUUAGUUAACUGAUACAAAAUUCCAGAUAUUUGUAAAUUGUUUGUGUGAAUGAAACAAUUUCUCGUUUCUUCCAAAAUCUCAAAACUUCCUUCAGUCGAUUAUACGUUACAAACUCCUACGUUUGAAUUCUAUCUGUAAUUCCAACGCGUCUUCCGCGUGACGUUAUAACCCCACUUCCCAAAUAAUUUACGUUCCAACCGAAUCCACGGUAUUCUUUCCGUUUCCCUCGAUAUUCGGUAAAAAAAAGAAUAAUGCUCAUAAAAUGUGGAAACUUUUCAUCUCCGGUGCCCGCCACCGCAAUUGUCUGCAAUGGGGAUGCAAAUAAAUCCGCUUGGAUGCGUGUACAACAGAGGCACACAGAUCCACACACGCACACGCACACAAACAAACACACAAACAAACACACACACACACAUAUGCACACGUGCUCGCAUAAACGUAACGCAGUACAGAAACACAGGCAUACAUCACACGGAAAUACAGAGCACUGAGGACCGUCGAAGCGUUUGAAUUUGUUAAAGGAUAAAUCGAGUUUCCCGGUGUGGUCCACGGCCGCGAAACGAUUUUUCGUUUGGUCCUGGUUUCCACCCGAACGAGAGAAAGAGAGACAGAGAGAGAGAGAACUCUCGCCAGACUAGCGAGCGCGCGCGAAUAGCGAGACACAGGGGGAGAGAGAGAGAUACAGAGAGAGAGACAGAAAGAGAGAAAGAGAAAGCAAGAAAAAAGAGCGGAAGGGAGAGAGAGAGAUACAAGCAAAAGAACGAGAAGCUGAAGAAGGGUACACUGCUCCUUUUAUUGCGCUUAACGAGAAAACCAGACGAACAAGAGCGAAAAGGAGGGGAAACAAAGCGAAAAAGAACAAUGAAGCAAACACGAUUAAAAGCAAAGCGCACACAUUUAAGUAUUCCGAAAAACUGAAAAUGUAACUACCAAAAAAAUAUAUAUGUGUAUGUAUAUGUAUGUAUGUCGUAUAUAUAUAUACACACACGUAUACAUACGUGGGUGAGAGAGAACGGGAAGGAAGGUACGAAGGCGAGCACGAGAGAGCAAAGGAACGGUAAAGUAAAAUAACUACACACAAUGAACUGCCAAAGAUGAUUCAAAACAAAU
This is a messenger RNA of Nomia melanderi (Alkali bee), 3729 nucleotides long. It is a transcript of the gene nAChRa7, whose product is annotated as nicotinic acetylcholine receptor alpha7 subunit. Gene Ontology annotation, cellular component: postsynaptic membrane. The record is from RefSeq and is a predicted model, not a curated record. NCBI's taxonomy places the organism in Eukaryota, Metazoa, Arthropoda, Insecta, Hymenoptera, Halictidae. Gene Ontology annotation, molecular function: transmembrane signaling receptor activity; acetylcholine-gated monoatomic cation-selective channel activity. Gene Ontology annotation, biological process: monoatomic ion transmembrane transport.